This is a messenger RNA of Salvia miltiorrhiza (redroot sage), 2001 nucleotides long. RefSeq names its product putative F-box protein At1g49610. NCBI's taxonomy places the organism in Eukaryota, Viridiplantae, Streptophyta, Magnoliopsida, Lamiales, Lamiaceae. The transcript is spliced from 2 exons. Bases 310 to 1758 code for a protein of 482 amino acids. Gene Ontology annotation, molecular function: protein binding. The record is from RefSeq and is a predicted model, not a curated record.
GAAAAGUUCGUUUUUUGCGGACUUUUUCCUACCUUAGAUGGAUACGGAUCCAACCAAACAGUGUGAAGCUCUCUAAUUUUACUCCCCAAACAUUCUUUUUUUUUUCUUUGAGAGCUCCAAACAUUCUCUCUGUGUGUUUGUUCAUUAGCUCAAACGAGGGUUUUUUAUUGGGGCUGCAGCAAUCGAGAGAACGAAGCACAUUCAUUUUGAGGUAACCUUCGAGAAUUUGAUUUGCGUUAGAUAAUUUUGAGUUGUGGUUCCCAUUUAGUUCAGCCACGCUUGAUUAGGUUUAGAGAUUUUAAUUUUGCCAUGAAAAAAUCAAAGAGAAGUAAAGCUGAGGAUCGACUCAGCGAGUUGCCGGACUCAGUAAUAUUUCAGAUAUUGUGGUUGUUGCCGAUGACAGAUGUGGUUAGGACAAUAAUUCUAUCCAAGCGCUGGAGAAACCUUUGGACCACCACCCCGUUCCUUAAUUUCGACAAUGAAGCUAUGUCGAUUAAUGAUAAUGAUAAUGAUGAUAGACUUCUGAAAUUCGUUAAUCGGGCUUUAUUAUGCUGGAACGGAAUCAGGGUUUUGAAAUUCAAGUUCGUUUCGCGCCAGCAGCUCUAUGAUUCAACAUACAGUGAUAUUAAUUUGUGGGUCAGCUUCGCUAUGAGAAAUAGAGUCGAAGAUUUAUAUUUAAAUGUGUACUGCGAAAGUGUAUCAGGGAUGGAUGGUGGUAAGAAUGAUGUGUACUGGGUGCCGCAGUUUCUCUUCUCGUGCCCGUCUCUUAAAGAGUUAACACUCAUAGAUUGCAACAUCGAUAUUUCUGGGGAUGUGCAGUGGAAUCAACUCAAGAGUUUGAGGAUUGAAGGCUUCAGGGUCACUGCACAUGUGAUUGACCAAAUAUUGAUUGGUACCCCUCAGUUGACAGUCUUUAUCUUGAGAUUUGCAGAUGUAGGUGAAAGCUUGAGUAUCCAAUCUAGUAGUUUGAAAGAGCUGUCGAUUGACAAGUACUUUUUGACAUAUGAAGAUUUAUGGACGUUUUCGGAGCUCAGAAUUUGGACCCCAAAUCUUGAAACAUUAGAAAUUAAAGGAAUUCCAUAUAGCAAGUGUAUGCUGAUUGAUGUAUUGUCUUUAACCCGUGCAACUAUUGGGUUAUCCGGUCUAGAACAUUGUGAUCAGGAUGAUGCUCUCUUACGUGGGAUCAAGUUUGAGGACGGCUUAUUUUCUGGGAAUGAUUUUCAAGGAAACACAUUGAGUCAAAUUAUUACAACCAUUCAACAUGUUGAAAAUGUCAAAUUAUUGAAAUGUUGCAUCAAGGUGCUCGGAGUAUUGAAAAGGAAAUGUAUGCAUUCAUCUUUUCCUAAUGUCAAAUCCCUAGAGCUUAGUUGUUGUUUCAAUGACUAUGAACAAAUAGUAAAUCAUCUUGAGAUUUUCCCUCAAUUGGAGAGGUUAGUCCUUGAAGGCGUUAGAAGAGAUGACUACAAAGACAAAGAGUCACUCAAGUUUGAAGCAAAUCUCCCUAAUUCCUUUCUUAUGCAGUUGAGGACAAUUGAGGUUACUUGGUUUAAUGGUUACAGUAUGUUUCCAUUAAUAGAGAUUUUGUUGAAAUAUGCGAGCAAGCUAGAAAGGAUGGUGUUCAGAGUAGAAAAAUCAAUAUUUGCACCAUCACCGCUAUCUUCUUUGUUGUUGGCAUCACAAACACUGUUGAGAAUGUCAAGAUCAUCACCCAACUGCAAAAUUGAUUUCUAUGAUUGUAGGAAUGCACGCGACUCCUAGUAAUUGAUCGUCUUCUUUUAAGGACAUAGCUUUCGUCCAAUCUUUUCUUUAAAUAUUUUGCAACUUUGAGCUGGAUAGCUCGAUUUCUCUUUUCUUAAUUCGGCUAUGUGUCUUGUUUCAAUUUUAUUUUUGUUUGCUUCAUUUUGGGAUUGUAUUUUACUUUUCAUUUUGGGAUUAUAUUUUGCUUAUUUAGGGCAGUAGAUCAAUUUCACACUUUUGAAUUAAGUUGAUGCUCUUUUGAUA